AUGACAAACUCAAGUCCCAAUAAGAAGGUUCUCAUUAUCGGUGCGGGGCCAGGUGGGCUGGUACUCGCUCACUGUUUGCGAAAAUAUAAUAUACCCUUUGAGAUAUUUGAACGCGAGAAGGCCAGCCAACCACGAAAGCAAGGUUGGGCAGUUGCACUUAUUGAAUGUCUGCCGGACCUAGAGGAGCUCCUGCCGAAAGACGUCUUCCAAAAAAUCCCUAACGCUAGUGUUAAUCACCAAACCGGUAGCCUCGACUCUUUUUCAAUCAUCAAUUGCAUGACAGGCGAGCAGACAGCUCUGCUUGGUGCCACUGAGUUCGCACAGCCUGGAUGUUUGCUUCGUGUGAAUCGUCAAGCUCUUCGCGAAGUGUUACGCCAGGGCAUUGACUUACACAAUGACAAGGAAUUUGACCAUUACGAGGAAUCAGAAAAUGGCGUUACUGCGUAUUUCAAGGAUGGGACAACUUUCAUGGGAGAUAUCAUCGUUGGAGCAGAUGGUGCCCACAGUGCUGUUCGCAAGCAAUUAUUUGACUCCCCUAAACCGUCGCAGAGCAAGUACAUUCCACUGGUAGGAGAGGUCCAGCUGUCCAAAGAACAGUACGAGCCUCUCCAUAAAAUAGGCACAGCGGGACUGUUUUCUUACGGGCCUGGAUUGAGAUAUCUGAUCGGCCUCCUCGGGACCACAGAAGACCUGUCGGAAGCUAGUUACUAUUGGGCUUGUUGUUAUCAAAGCGAUAAUCUGGAACGAGACAGCGCCUGGGUACAAAAUGCGAGCGGUCAAGAAUUGUAUGACCGCGCUCUUGAGAUCACCAAAUCCUUUGCCCCGAUUCUUACCGAUAUCAUUCGCACCACCAAGCCUGAAAACAUGGCGCAACCUCCACUUCGCUUCAUGGAGUACUAUCUUCCUGAAGUACCAUCAGCCUCAUCCCGGGUGACUUUACUCGGUGAUGCUGCUCAUGUGAUGAUACCAUUUCACCUCGCCGGGGCAAAUACCGCCAUCAAAGACGCCUGCGAUUUGGCACGUCAACUAUCGCACCCUCAACAAGGCCGCUCUAAAGCAAUUCAAUGCUAUGAGAAAGUGAUGAUUCCCCGCGGGCGCGAGAAGGUUUUACGGAGUCGCCUGGCUGGAGAGCUCCCAACAUUGAACGAGAUAUUGGUCCGAACAAGUGCCGAUAGUCUACCACAAAGUGUUUAG
Penicillium cosmopolitanum is the source of this 1194-nucleotide messenger RNA. Its product is annotated as FAD-dependent oxidoreductase. The transcript is spliced from 3 exons. The coding region runs from base 1 to 1194 and encodes 397 amino acids. NCBI's taxonomy places the organism in Eukaryota, Fungi, Ascomycota, Eurotiomycetes, Eurotiales, Aspergillaceae. The record is from RefSeq and is a predicted model, not a curated record. Gene Ontology annotation, molecular function: FAD binding.